AUGACAGGGAAUCACUGGGGAUAUGGAAAAGAGGACGGUCCUUCUAUAUGGCACAAAAACUACCCCAUCGCCCAGGGGAACCGGCAGUCUCCCAUUGACAUCCCUCUUCAGGCUUCACAUGACCCCAACCUCGGCCCGAUUGUACUAAACUACGAUCAGUGCACCUCCAUCAACAUCUCCAACAACGGGCACUCUGUAGUUGUGGAGUUUGAUGAUUCGGAUGACCGUUCAGUGAUUCGGGGAGGCCCUCUUGACAACCCCUACAGACUGAAACAAUUUCACUUCCACUGGGGCGGAAAGGGCUGCGUCGGCUCCGAGCACACUGUUGCAGGGAAAGGCUAUGCAUCCGAGCUUCAUCUAGUACACUGGAACGCUGUCAAGUACAAGACAUUUGGGGAGGCGGCGACUGCUCCCGACGGCCUCGCUGUCCUCGGCAUCUUUUUGGAAACAGGUGACGACCACAGAUGGCUCCACAUGAUAACAGACGCUCUGUACAUGGUGAAGUUUAAGGCUAGUGUCACAGAUUUCAAACGCUUCAACCCCAAGUGCCUCCUACCCAGCAGCCUCCACUACUGGACCUACCUGGGAUCACUGACCACACCCCCCCUACACGAGAGCGUCACCUGGAUCGUCCUAAAGGAUCCAAUCGUGGUGUCGGAAAAGCAGCUGGGCAAGUUUAGAAUGCUUCUGUUCACUGGAGAGGAAGAGGAUCAGAGGAUACGCAUGGAAAACAACUUCAGGCCUCCACAGCCUCUCAACGGCAGGAAAGUACGCUCCUCCAAUUAA
Molecule: messenger RNA, 786 nt
Organism: Chelmon rostratus (copperband butterflyfish)
Lineage: Eukaryota; Metazoa; Chordata; Actinopteri; Chaetodontiformes; Chaetodontidae
Gene: ca7
Product: carbonic anhydrase VII
Exons: 7
Coding region: 1-786 (261 amino acids)
Biological process (GO): regulation of intracellular pH
Cellular component (GO): cytoplasm
Molecular function (GO): carbonate dehydratase activity; zinc ion binding
Source: RefSeq, a predicted model, not a curated record